Rhinichthys klamathensis goyatoka is the source of this 2270-nucleotide messenger RNA. RefSeq names its product LIM domain kinase 1b (gene limk1b). The transcript has 15 exons. Gene Ontology annotation, molecular function: protein serine/threonine kinase activity; protein binding; ATP binding. NCBI's taxonomy places the organism in Eukaryota, Metazoa, Chordata, Actinopteri, Cypriniformes, Leuciscidae. The coding region runs from base 137 to 1987 and encodes 616 amino acids. Gene Ontology annotation, cellular component: nucleus; cytoplasm; neuron projection. The record is from RefSeq and is a predicted model, not a curated record. Gene Ontology annotation, biological process: actin cytoskeleton organization; positive regulation of stress fiber assembly; protein phosphorylation.
GAAUAGUGUUCGUAUAGCUCAGUGAUGCAUAUAAGAAAAACUACUCGAGUCUGUUUUCCUCUCCUCCCACUUCACUCCACCCCUGAAUGAGCGGGUGACAGUAAGAGGACUAGUAGAGCUCUACCACUGCUCUGCUAUGCUCAAGUCUUGUCAGGACCUGUAUUGCCGGAGAGGAGGGAAGGCAAGGUGUUGUGAAUGUAAUUCUGUUCUUUCGCACUGGUACUAUGAAAGAGAUGGACAGUUCUUCUGUAAGAAAGAUUACUGUUCACGAUUUGGGGAGCAGUGCCACGGCUGCUCAGAGUCUAUCACCACCGGUCUCAUUAUGGUGGCUGGAAAGCAUAAAUACCAUCCCGAGUGUUUUCUCUGUGAAAGCUGCGGCAUAUUCAUUGGAGAUGGCGAUUCUUUCUCCCUAGUGGAUUAUACCAAUUUAUACUGUGGACAGUGUCAUUACCAGAAGGUUUCGACGCAGCAUUCGUCAGCAAAAUGUUCACAGUUUCCUCAUACAGUGACAUCGAUGUCAUUUCCUCCCUCUGCAGAAAGCAGGCAAGGUUUAUCCUUCACUGUGGAGAAGAAUGAUGCAGACCAUUUGAUCACCGUGUCUCAGCUGGACUUGCAUAACCUGAGUCCGGAGGUUAAGCCCUUGAUCCAUGUUGGAGACAGGAUUCUUGAGAUCAAUGGAAUCUCUGUCCAGAACAUUCCACUCAAUGAGAUAGAUCUGGUGAUUCAUGAUACAGAGCAUUGGCUGCAAAUCACGAUUGAACAUGACCCUAAAAACCUCACAAAACAGGAGGACCUAUGUGGCCUGCUGGGAGAAGAACUGGACAAGCCUGGAAAACUAGGUUUAUUUCCCCUUCCCAGCAGCAGACGAAUAAGCUCUCGAUCCACAAAUAUUCUGCGCAGCUGCAGCAUUGAUAAAGCUCCAUGCUCGCAACGUCACGCUGCACUUCUUUCCCAUAGAAGAGACAUUAAUCGAUCAGAGUCUCUGCGUUUUGACGCUUUGGACAAAACACAACGUAUCUUCCGACCCUCCGACCUAAUAUAUGGCGAAGUUUUGGGAAAAGGCUGUUUUGGACAAGCCAUAAAGGUGACACAUUUGGAAACGGGUGAGGUCAUGGUGAUUAAGGAACUUCUUCAGUUUGAUGAUGAGACUCAGAAGACAUUCCUGAAAGAGGUCAAAGUAAUGAGAUGCCUGGAACAUCCUAAUGUCUUAAAAUUCAUCGGCAUUCUCUACAAAGACAAACGGCUGAACCUGAUCUCUGAGUAUGUGCAAGGAGGAACGCUGAGGGACACCAUCCAGAAGAUGGACUGGGAUCACCCUUGGAAACUUAGAGUGAGCUAUGCCAAGGACAUUGCCGCUGGAAUGGCUUACCUACAUUCAAUGAAUAUCAUCCAUCGAGAUCUAAACUCGCACAACUGCUUUGUUCGAGAGAACCAGACAGUGGUUGUUGCCGACUUUGGUUUGGCCCAGCUUGUGAAGGAAGAGAAGAAGUCCUCUCCUGGACUAAUGUCCAAAUUGAACAAGCUUGGUCGUAAAAAGCGGUAUACGGUGGUGGGGAACCCCUACUGGAUGGCACCAGAAAUGAUCCACGGAAAAGUCUACGAUGAACACGUUGACAUUUUCUCAUUCGGGAUUGUGCUUUGUGAGAUUAUCGGAAGAGUAUAUGCCGAUCCGGAUUACCUCCCUCGUACGCAGGAGUUUGGAUUGAGUGUGAAUGAAUUCCUGGAGCGCUUCUGGUUCAAAGAAUGUCCUGAAGCUUUCUUUCCCAUUGCAGCUCUGUGUUGUGCCUUGGAGGCUGAAAAACGUCCCAUUUUUGCCAAAUUAGAGGAGUGGCUGGAGAACCUGCAUAUGCACUUGGAGAUGCGAAUUCCUCUGAUGUCGGAACUGGAUAAGAUCCGCCAAGCAUUUUGGGAGAAACACAGCCAGCCAAAACAAACUUAUGGGAUUCGUUCUAAACAGAUGGACAACUCAGAGUUAGGCCGAAGCUGAGACUUGGCAUGCUUAUAUAGCAGACAACAGUAUUUUCAUGGAAUGAUUUUCAAAUUCUCAGACUGUUAUUUACAGUGACCCUACUUAAAUAUGAAUGCCAUUACAUGCUUCUCUCAGUGAAUUCACUUUUAUGAGCCAUUUUUUUGCAAUGCCUUUUACUCGUUUUGUUUUAAUUUUGAAGAGAAUAUCUAUUUUAUCAUUUAAAACUUAUUUUUGUGAAAUGUUUUGCUUGAAAAGUAUUUGUGGUAUAAUAAUUAAUUAGAAUAAAUGUCAUUUGAUAUUA